AUGCCUGAUAUGAGUUGGGCUUAUAAAAUAAAUAGAAUAUACCAUGAGGACAGCAAUGGUGAUGUGACGAUGGAUUACACAGACGAGUCAGUGGAUGAAGACAAUGCAUUAGAGACCUUUAUAGUUACGAAUCAAGUUGUAGAGCAUGUAGUAGCAGAAAACAAUGACCAGGAAGUUAACUUGCACAUGAAAUACGCUCCAACUUCGUUAAAAAGACGUAGAGAGAUCUCAUUGGAUGAUGAAGAACAGGAAAAAGGGAAAAUGUUGGUUAAGUAA
Acanthoscelides obtectus is the source of this 276-nucleotide messenger RNA. The record is from the annotation of a GenBank genome assembly. Lineage: Eukaryota; Metazoa; Arthropoda; Insecta; Coleoptera; Chrysomelidae.